This is a messenger RNA of Etheostoma spectabile (orangethroat darter), 3916 nucleotides long. It is a transcript of the gene actn3b, whose product is annotated as actinin alpha 3b. NCBI's taxonomy places the organism in Eukaryota, Metazoa, Chordata, Actinopteri, Perciformes, Percidae. Gene Ontology annotation, molecular function: calcium ion binding; protein binding. The record is from RefSeq and is a predicted model, not a curated record. The transcript has 21 exons. Bases 1 to 2694 code for a protein of 897 amino acids.
AUGACAGCUGUCGAAACCCAAGUCUCAUACAGCAACUCUUACACGAUUCAACAUGAAGAGGCGUACAUGACCCAAGAGGACGACUGGGACAGGGACCUCCUGCUGGACCCUGCCUGGGAGAAGCAGCAGAGAAAGACCUUCACAGCUUGGUGUAACUCCCACUUGAGGAAGGCCGGGACACAGAUUGAGAACAUUGAGGAGGAUUUCAGAAAUGGCCUCAAACUCAUGCUGCUGCUGGAGGUCAUAUCAGGUGAGAGGCUGCCCAAACCCGACAAAGGCAAAAUGCGUUUCCACAAGAUCGCCAACGUGAAUAAAGCUCUGGACUUCAUCUGCAGCAAGGGGGUCAAGCUGGUGUCUAUUGGUGCCGAGGAAAUUGUUGACGGUAAUGGAAAGAUGACCCUUGGGAUGAUCUGGACCAUCAUCCUGCGCUUCGCCAUCCAGGACAUCUCUGUUGAAGAGACCUCUGCUAAGGAGGGUCUGCUGCUGUGGUGCCAGAGGAAGACUGCCCCCUACAGGAACGUCAACGUGCAGAACUUCCACAUCAGUUGGAAGGACGGCCUGGCUCUGUGUGCCCUCAUCCACAGACACAGACCUGACCUCAUUGACUACUCUAAACUGAGAAAGGAUGACCCUAUUGGUAACCUGAACACUGCUUUCGAGGUGGCUGAGAAGUUCCUGGACAUCCCUAAAAUGCUUGACGCUGAAGAUAUUGUAAACACACCCAAACCUGAUGAGAAGGCCAUCAUGACCUACGUGUCCUGCUUCUACCACGCCUUUGCUGGUGCUGAGCAGGCUGAGACAGCUGCCAACCGUAUCUGCAAGGUGCUGGCCGUCAACCAGGAGAAUGAGAAAUUGAUGGAGGAGUACGAGAAGCUGGCCAGUGAGCUGCUGGAGUGGAUCCGCCGCACCAUCCCCUGGCUGGAGAACCGCGUGGCAGAGCAGACCAUGCGUGCCAUGCAGCAGAAGCUAGAGGAUUUCCGUGACUACCGCCGUAUCCACAAGCCGCCCCGUGUGCAGGAAAAAUGCCAGCUAGAGAUCAACUUCAACACCCUGCAGACCAAGCUGAGGCUUAGCAACAGGCCCGCCUUCAUGCCGUCCGAGGGCAAGAUGGUUUCGGAUAUUGCCAAUGCCUGGAAGGGUCUGGAGGGGGUGGAGAAGGGCUACGAGGAGUGGCUGCUGACCGAGAUCCGCCGCCUGGAGAGACUCGACCACCUGGCUGAGAAGUUCAAGCAGAAGUGCUCUAUGCAUGAGUCCUGGACUGGAGGUAAGGAGGAACUGCUGUCCCAGAAGGAUUAUGAGUCAGCAUCUUUGAUGGAGAUCAGAGCCCUGAUGAGGAAGCAUGAGGCGUUCGAGAGCGACCUCGCUGCUCACCAGGACAGAGUGGAGCAGAUUGCUGCCAUUGCCCAGGAGCUGAAUGAGCUGGACUACCAUGAUGCAGCUACAGUCAACGGUCGCUGCCAGGGCAUCUGUGACCAGUGGGACAACCUAGGUACUCUCACCCAGAAGAGGAGGGACUCACUGGAGCGUGUGGAGAAGCUGUGGGAGACCAUUGACCAACUGUACCUGGAGUUUGCCAAGAGGGCGGCGCCCUUUAACAACUGGAUGGACGGAGCCAUGGAGGACCUGCAGGACAUGUUCAUUGUCCACAGUAUUGAGGAGAUCCAGAGUCUGAUCACCGCUCACGACCAGUUCAAGGCCACUCUGCCCGAGGCCGACAAGGAGCGCAUGGCCACCAUGGGCAUCCACAACGAGAUCCUGAAGAUCGCCCAGACCUACGGCAUCAAGCUUUCCGGAAUCAACCCUUACACCAACCUCUCCCCCCAGGACAUCAGCACUAAGUGGGACACUGUGAAGCACCUUGUUCCCCUCAGAGACCAAAUGCUCCAGGAGGAGGUGGCCAGACAGCAGGCUAACGAGAGACUGAGGCGCCAGUUUGCUGCCCAGGCCAACAUCAUCGGACCCUGGAUUCAAACCAAGAUGGAGGAGAUCAGCCAUGUGUCUGUGGACAUUGCCGGCUCCCUGGAGGAACAAAUGAACAGCCUGAAGCAGUACGAGCACAACAUCAUCAACUACAAAUCCAACAUGGACAAGCUGGAGGGAGACCACCAGCUCAGCCAGGAGUCCCUCAUCUUUGACAACAAGCACACCAACUACACCAUGGAGCAUGUGCGUGUGGGCUGGGAGCAGCUGCUCACCACCAUCGCCAGAACCAUCAACGAGGUGGAGAACCAGAUCCUGACCCGCGACGCCAAGGGCAUCAGCCAGGAACAGCUCAACGAGUUCAGAGCCUCCUUCAACCACUUCGACAGGAAGAGAAACGGCAUGAUGGAUCCAGACGACUUCCGUGCCUGCCUCAUCUCCAUGGGCUACGAUCUGGGUGAGGUGGAGUUUGCUCGCAUCAUGACCCUGGUGGACCCCAACAACACGGGCGUGGUGACCUUCCAGGCCUUCAUCGACUUCAUGACCCGCGAGACCGCCGAGACCGAUACUGCAGAACAGGUCAUGGCCUCCUUCAAGAUUCUGGCUUCAGACAAGAAUUACAUCACAAUGGAGGAGCUGCGCAGAGAGCUGCCACCUGAGCAGGCAGAGUACUGCAUCAGUCGCAUGACCAGGUACAUCGGAGCCGACGGCCCCUCCGGCGCCCUGGACUACAUCUCCUUCUCCAGCGCCCUCUACGGGGAGAGCGACUUAUAAACAAAGCCGCGUCUCUUCACCUCCUCCUAUUUCUCCUAUGCGGAGAGAAAGCAAUUUAAACCCCCUUCCACUGUCCUUAUCCUUUUUUCCUCUUUUAAAUCCUAACUUUCGUCCCCUUCUCUCCAUCCCUCCCUCCAUGCCCCAGAAACACUGCCCAGAGAGGGUGAGAUUAGAAGGCUUUGCUCAAGUUUAGAAGCUGUGUUUGGACCGGCCAGCUUGUCCCUCACAUAGGUGUCUUUAAAAACAGGAAUGUGCCAGGUAUUGCAGUCAACUUAUGUAAGAAGCAUACAUAUAUACCAUACCUGCCUUUUGGAGACGUUAAACAGAAGUGGGUUAUGAGGGUGAGAGUUGGUUAGAAAUGACUUAUUUUGAGCAAAGCCUCCUGCUCUCCCUGCUCUCUCAGAUGACAUUUUUUUGUAGAAGGGUAAUUAAAGAAGAGAAUGUGAUAAAAAAGCUGGUCAGUUGGCUUGGUUGGUUGUGUAUUUGUGCAGAUGCAUGCUAUGUUGAAGUUUAGAAAUGCUGUCUUUGUGAGUCACUGACUCUUCCUUAAUCAUCCACAAUCAUUAGGAGCUUGUUAACAUUUCAGUCAGCAGAGGAAAAAGCAGGUCAGGUGCUACGAUGUUACAAAGCCAGUCUGAUACUGACAUUACUCACCACAGCACUGUGAAACCUGAAUGUUAGCAAAGCUAAAACUUAACCUGAAGAUCUUAAAGCCUUAAUCUCAGGAACAAACAGAAGGAAAAUGUGAGCACUGAAUAAUGAGAUGCAGAGAGAAACUCAAAGCACUGUGGGUAAAUACAGGGCCACGGCUGGAUGGGGACUUAAGAACGAAGACAGAAAGACCGAUCCCACACACCUCUCUCCAGAGAAGUAUUUCAGCUAAAUUAACAUCCCAUCUAAACUUGAUGGAGGAGGGACAGAGAGAGGUGUUGAGCAGUAAGAGACAACAGGGCAUUAGGAAAGUUGUGGACGAAAUAAGAAGAAUCAAUACUGUAAGUGGGACCAUAGCAGGCCUAUGUCAGUGAUGAAGCAAAUAGGGUUUUGGUCCCAUUGACAGGUCGGCCAUGAUAAUCAGUGCGAGUCUACUCCUCCGCAUGCAUAAUAUUUAAAUUACAACUGUGCUCCAUUCUCCCCCUCAACUCAUUCUGUCCAUCACUAAUGCUUCGAAAAACAGUUACAUUUUAAAAACCUCAACUUGGAAUAAAAAAGGAAAAUUAUAUUA